Molecule: messenger RNA, 471 nt
Organism: Penicillium brevicompactum
Lineage: Eukaryota; Fungi; Ascomycota; Eurotiomycetes; Eurotiales; Aspergillaceae
Exons: 1
Coding region: 1-471 (156 amino acids)
Source: RefSeq, a predicted model, not a curated record
AUGCAGCUUUCUUUCCAAAUUUGUGUCGGCGUCCUCGCCGCCUUGUCCACCUCAGCCAACGGCCUUGUGUUCCAAGACAGAAUUACACAGGAUGUCGAGGGAACUACUUUGACUUUAAUCCACGGUGUCCCAGAAGAAGUCGAUGUGAAACUCGAUACCAACGCCUACACUCAAGAUAAGAAUGGCUGGGAAUUCAACACCGAGGGCCAGGCAGAUACCGAUGCUGUCAUCCGAACUAUCGACAGCCCUGCAACCCUUAUAUGCAAGGAGGGCUCGACCUGCAGCCUUGAUCUCGAUGGAGCUGACGCACAAGUCUAUCAGAUAAACAAGAUGAAUGGGUCUACCUUUUCGCUCCAAGACACAGUCUCUUCGCUUUACGUUUCUCGGUCUGCGGAUCUAACUCUCGAGCUCACUCAGGAAUUGACCGAGACUGGCCAAUUCACAUUGCAAAAGAUUUCAAGUAGGUUUUGA